Molecule: messenger RNA, 1702 nt
Organism: Pimephales promelas (fathead minnow)
Lineage: Eukaryota; Metazoa; Chordata; Actinopteri; Cypriniformes; Leuciscidae
Gene: dram2b
Product: DNA damage regulated autophagy modulator 2b
Biological process (GO): photoreceptor cell maintenance; regulation of autophagy
Cellular component (GO): lysosome
Source: RefSeq, a predicted model, not a curated record
CGGAAAUGCGCGGAACGACUCACGGAAGAAAAACAGGAACACAAUAAACAGUGAAUUCUGAGCAUUAAACGAAUAAAGAGGACUUUUUUAAAUAUUAAAGAAUGAAAUAUAACCAUUAACAAGAUAUAAAGCCUUUCAUGGGGGAUUUAAAAUGCCUUUGUUCACACUGAGAGAUGAUCAUCUAGCUGUUUGAUUGACAGGAACAUGUGGUGGUUUCAGGAGGGCUUGUGUGUUCUGCCCGUGGCACUGGUCAUCUGGACCUCCGCCACCUUCAUCUUCGCUUACAUCACGGCCGUCGUCCUGAGACACGUGGACCCGCUGGUGCCCUACAUCAGUGACACCGGGACGGUGGCGCCGGAGAGAUGCGUGUUUGGACUCAUGCUCAAUGUGUCGGCGUUCUUAGGUGUCGCUACGAUGUACGUGCGCUAUAAGCAGCUCCAGGCCCUAGUGGAUGAUGCCGACACUCGUCUGAACUGCCUCAAUCGGGUCGGGCUCGCUCUGGGCUGCGGAAGCUCGUUCGGCAUGUGCGUCGUCGCAAACUUCCAGAAAACCACUCUGUUCUCGAUGCACCUGGUGGGCGCCGUGCUGACGUUCGGCGUGGGCGCGCUCUACGUGUUCGUCCAGACGCUGCUGUCGUUCCUCAUGCAGCCGCACGUCCACAGCAAAGCCGUGUUCUGGACGCGCCUGAGCAUCGGCGGCUGGACGCUAGCCAGCAUCAUCAGCAUGUUCGUGUCGUCCGUGAUCAUGUACAGCUCUUUACCGGGAGUCGAGGUCAACAAGAAGCUCCACUGGACGCCCGGAGAACCCGGGUACACGCCGCACAUCGUCAGCACCAUCUCUGAGUGGUCUCUCGCGCUGUCCUUCGUCAGCUUCUUCCUCACCUACAUACGAGACUUCAAGAAGAUCAAUCUACGAGCCGAGGCGCAACUUCAGAGCAACCAUCUUUACGACUCGCAUCAUCAGCGUCCCGCUUCUUCCCGCGCGCGGACGGAGACGUCGCCGCUCCUCGCCGGCAGCAUCUGAUCACACACACACACCUCACACUAACAUCUGUACAACCGUCAUGUUUUACACUCCUCGCUUUAUUUUCUGCUGGGAUCAUGUUUUAUAGUCUAUUCUGUACUUCACUGUAAAACUACAAUACUGGGUCAUAUUUCACACUCCAUAAAUGUGAAUUUCAAUUUUUUUUAUUUUUUAUUAAUACAAUGAUUAAUGGCAUCCAAAAUAAAGUUUGUGUUUACACAAUAUAUGUGUGUGUGCUGUGUAUUAUUAUUUUGUAUAUAUAAUUACACAAAUAUGCAUGUACUGUAUAUAUUUAAGACAAAUGUGUUAUUUACAUAUAAUAUAUAUAUAUGUGUGUGUAUUUAUAUACAAAAAAAUUAUACACUUAUAAAAUUAUAAAAAAAUUAUAUAAAUAAUUAUUUUGGAUGCGAUUAAUCGUUUCCCAGUACUAAUAAAUAAUAACCAUAAUUGAUAAUAUUUUAAAAAAGACUACAGUAAUACAGCCAGACAUGCGAGUUAAAUAGUUUAAAUAUGUUUAAUGUCAUGAAAAUAAUGUCACAAUGUUAAAACAAGCUUCAGUUUGUAUAAUAGUAUAAUAUAAUUUCCUACUUGAAUGAGGUAUAAUAUGAGUCUCGCUCACACUGAUCAGCACAUGUACUUUAUAUUUUAUUACAUUAAAAAUAAAAUAAUAAUAAACAGU